Molecule: messenger RNA, 4728 nt
Organism: Neocloeon triangulifer
Lineage: Eukaryota; Metazoa; Arthropoda; Insecta; Ephemeroptera; Baetidae
Gene: chico
Product: insulin receptor substrate 2
Exons: 13
Coding region: 271-3942 (1223 amino acids)
Biological process (GO): insulin receptor signaling pathway
Cellular component (GO): cytosol; plasma membrane
Molecular function (GO): insulin receptor binding; phosphatidylinositol 3-kinase binding
Source: RefSeq, a predicted model, not a curated record
GGCAGCGCCGUCUUACUGCAGUGGUAGACGGAGUAGACGGACCUAGAGCAGCGCAGUCGAAGCAAUGUUUCUCGUCGUGUGUGUCGUGCAGCGCACGUAAUUGUGAGUCAAGUGAAUCUUGGGUCCGAUUUGCUCGUUCGGCGGCCGACUACUAUGCGCGGCCGCCUCGCCAGACCCUUCUAGCCGGCCGCCGCCCGCUCUCGUCGAAUCGCCAUGUGAAGGAAAACUGAGGGCGUGUUUUAUAUGCGAGCCUCUGGUUAAUUCGCAGCUAUGGCAGCCAGGGUGGAGGACAACGGCCAGUCCACGGCCGACGACAUUGCUCGUUGCGGCAACCUCAAAAAACUAAAGACUAUGAAGAAGAAAUACUUUGUGCUUCGAAGAGAGAGUGCCAAAUUACCAGCAAGGCUGGAGUACUACGACUCUGAGAAGAAGUUCAGUGCUGGAGUCCCGCCCAAAAGGAGUAUAACUUUGAAAAAGUGCUUCAACAUAAACAAGCGGUUGGACACGAGGGUAAAACACUGUCUAGCACUUUAUACAAAAGACGAUAGCUUUUGUAUUGUCCUCGACUCUGCCGAGCAAGCAGACGAUUGGCUCAAUAAAUUAUUAGAACUGCAGAACGGCGGCUCCACUGUUCCGGGCGUUGCUCCCAAGCCCACUUUUGAAUUUGUGUGGGAGGUAAAGAUGCAGGAGAAGGGGUUGGGCGCCUCCUACGAAAUUCUAGGGCCAUACCGAGUGUGCCUGACGGCCAGGUCGCUCAGCCUCCUCAAGAUGAACUGCAAGGACGAGGCUGAUAUCGAGCGCAAUUUUUACGACUUUCCUCUGGCCAGCAUCAGGAGGUGUGGGGCAAGCGAGCGGUUUUUCUACAUGGAAGUCGGCCGCUCGAGCAUCACAGGCGCCGGUGAAUUGUGGAUGGUCACCGAGGACAACCACAUUGCCCAGCACAUGCAUAGUGCCAUCAUAGGGGCCAUGUCCAAAAACAUCAAGAGCAAUCUUGGCGCCACGCCCCCCUCUGCAGACUCUGAGUUGGACUCUCUCGGCCCGAAGCCCCGCAACAGGUCCAGCUCGGCCACAGAGUCCUCCAAGCCCAUCCUCAUGCAGCAACGCCGUCAGACUCAUGCCAACGACUCGGUGACCUCGCUUGGCUACCUGGGAGCAGCCACGCCCAGCACCAACUCUACUUCCUUGCUCUCUUCUCACACUGCCAGCCCAGCUACCACAGACACAAAUCUCGGUUCAGAGACGAGUGGAAGCCGUGAACGGUGUGACUCGCUGCCAUGCGCCCCACGCACGCGCACCACAAGUGAAGGUUAUGUUCCUGCCUCCAGUGCCCCGCACCACCACCCCCGACUUCUUGGACACAUGUCCGGCCAACGGCCAGCCUCGAUGUACGCCAAGCCUUCGCCCCCCAUUGACUGCUCCCCCGUCAGCCCCACGUCCGCUGGCUGUUCAACAGACAGCGCCGGGAGCUCGCUGUCCAUCGACGAGAUCGACGGCAGCAUUCCCUGGUCAUCAGACCACCAGCGUCCACAUGGGCGUAAUAGUUUAAGUGAUAGCGCAGGCGGCUUUACACCGCCAUCGUCACGGUACUCAGCACUUGACAAUGGGCGAUACAAGAGCCUGCUGUCGCCAGACGAGUCAAUGGCAUGCCCCAUAGCUGAGGAAAGUCUCACAGACUACAUGCCGUGGAGCCCUCACGAGGAGGACCUGCAGGAGUAUGUGCCCAUGGAGCGGCAGACCAGACUCAAUCUGCCCCUUGUAUCCUCAAUCAACAACAACAAUAACAAUAAUAAUAACAACAACAAAUACGAUACCUCAAAGACUGCCGGAUCACCCUCCGAAGGAUGUUACAUGGACAUGAGCAUCAACAGUCCAAGCAGCUCGUCUCCCUUGGAGACGACUGGUGGCUACAUGGUCAUGAGCCCAGGGGCUGAUAUUACUCCUCAGGCGCCACAAGCGUCAACCUUUACCCUGGGCAUGUUCAACAUCUCGUCGGGCGCAGGCAGCAUUUCCUCAGCAAACCACAGUCGCGCGUCCAGCAUGGCUGAAGACACCCCACUUGGUUAUGUGCCUAUGCUGCCCAUGUCAAUGCAGCAUCGUCAAGAGUCAUAUGUCGACCUAGACCACAGCAAAGGUUCCAUCGGAGGCAGCAGCUGUUCCCUGACCUCGGGAACACCCUCGAUGACCAACACUGGCGAUUUCAGCCACCCAUACUCUUCAGAAUUUCAUCUUGAAAAGGUGAGUUCGUAUUUUGUGCCGUCUGAAGAUGAGGAGGAGCACACGUCAGUGUCGCAGCCGAGCCUAGAAGUUUCGCAGCUGCGGCCAGCAAGAGCAUACUCACUGGGCUCUCGGCCUGAGGUUGUAAGGCCGGCGGCCAUAGCAGUCCCUCGAACCGAGACUCGGCCAAUGAGCGCCAAAACUCAGAUGCACCGCAGCCCGUCUCGCAACCGGAAGCAAACCGCGCCACCCUACCUGUCAAGUUCAUGGUCUGGCUCGGGGUGUGUGAUGCCUCCAAGCAGCGUCGCCGGCCGACGCCUGCAGACCAUCCAGCAGCAGCCCCAGCCGCAUAGACACGACGAAGACGACAACUUCAGCCUACUCGACUUUUCCAAGGCGGACACUGCGGACGAUUGCUACGUGGAAAUGCGCGUUGACUCAAAGCGCAGCCAGCCAAUCAACAUUGGAAGUCAGCCCAAGUCCUCCAUCAGCCCUGGCUCCUUCUCCCUCUCGGGCUUCCUCUCAAGGAAGAGCUCGAACAGCACCCCUCCCAAGACGGCCGCAUCCACCGCAUCAGCGACAGCAGCCGAGCCCUCCACCUCCUCCUCACCCUUUUCUUCCCUUCGGAAACAAGCGAAAAAGUCUAAAAGACAUUCAGAGUCAGCGACCCCGGUGGGCGUGUUCCUGUUCAGUCCGUCGACGCCGUCCAAGUCGCUGGUGCCGGAGGAGCAGUUCGCGCGGCUCAACGUGGAUUGUGGUGGCGGAGAGUCUGUGAUAGAGCAGCGGCGCGUGGGCACGGUGCAGAGGCCGGCAGCAGAACAGCUGCGGCCGCGAAACUCGGCAUCCGAGUCUGACUACGUGCCGAUGCAGCCGUCGUCCUUGAAGCGGGACGACGCGGCGCCUCGGAAGGCCCAGUCGGAGAGCGUGCUGACCAAGGACGACAACUACGGCGAGGGAAACUACGCCCUGAUGACCGCCAAACCCAAGGUCAGCAAGGCCCCUGUUCAGCCCAAGGUCCAGCCUCAGCACGAGGACUACGCCAUGAUGGAGAUGGCGGUCGGCGGACUCGCGCCCGCCUCCCCUGACCCCAAACCAGUGCCCACGGCCCUGGACAUCAUGGCGGCCAUCCCGCCCCUAGGCCCUUCCGAACUGGACACGGACUACGCGUUGAUGAUGCCCGGCGACGGCCGCACCAGCCCUGUGGUCUACGAGCCUGACCAGGCCAAGUGCCACGCCUCCCUGGAGGUCAAGGUCAAGGUGGACGAGGGCGACUACGCGGUGCUGGCCAAGGAUGAUUACGUGGUGAUGACGCCGGCCAUCAAGCCGCCCAUGCUGCUCAGCACCGAGCUGCACCUCAGCCACCCCCCGGCCACCUCCUCGGUGGCGACGGCGCACAGCCCGGUGCUGGCCAAGGAGCCCCUCGAGGCCAAGACAACCAGUCCGCGGCCCCUGAAGCCGCCGCCGCAACUGCCAAAGCAGCCCGAGCUCAACUACGCCUCGCUGGAGGACACCGAGGAGGCCCAACAGCCCCUCUUCCUGCGCAACCUCUCGUCGGACAGCUCGGGCGAGUCGGACGCCACCACCGUGUGCAGCAGCUCGACGCAGGCCCCUCUGCUGGGCACCCAGUACGCGCAGAUCGACUUCGAACGCACCCAGCAGCAGCAGCAGUGCAAGAAGAAGCAGCAACAACCAACGACGGCAGCUGUCAAGAAGAGCAAAGUGCAAUAACGAGCAGCUCUCUAUUAAAGGUCCGCUCGAUUUCCAAUCGGGGGGGUCUCUUGACUUUGCCUCGACUUUGUCUCCCCCGGUGUUGAAACGAUUCCAACGGUGCCCAGUUUAAAAAGUUUGCGCGAAAUUUAUAUUAGUCUUUGUUAUAAACGAACGUCGUCUGCCUCCCAUGUAAUUAGAAUUAAAAAAAAAAACGUAAUUUAGUGAACACAAACUCGAUAACGCAGGUGGACGACGAAAUGGGAAUCGUUUCUCCACUUGUCACGCGAGUGGAAAUCCCCUGACUGUGAGUUGGAAGGACCUUUAAAGUCACUCACACACUCACGCGCUAUAACUCUUCUCUUUUGUACGCAAAGUAAUUGUAUCGAAUAGUUUUGUUCUCUGUCUUGAGUCAUUUUUCGGACGCUUGCAGUAUUCCAGCUGCUUUUACACUCCGUUUUACCUGUUGAUUUACUCCCCGUCUCUUGUCCUGUCCUUGGCUCUUUUUUUAUAACCUACCCCUAUGUGUAUAAUGUUGAUGACAACCACACUCGCCGCCCCUUAAACGACCAACUUUGUUUCUAGCCCCAUUUUUAACCCUCUUGUUUCUUCGUUCCCCUCUAUAUAUAUGAAUAUAACACCCACACACAUAACAGACACAUUUGGAAGACGCGUUCACUUACAGUCGCUGUUUUUCUUUUUGUAAAUAUGUAUAAGAGUAAAUAUGGAAAGUCACACUCUCGUUACAAUUGUGUGAAAUGCGAUAUAUUUCAAAUAAAACAUCGUGAAGUGUAUACAAGAUUAAAA